CGCCAUCUUGCACAGCGCAGAACUCUGCACGCACGUGCAUACGACAUCUUUUUUGCUCAGAGACAACAAAGGCAUGCGCAGUCACGUCAGGACCCUACCGUGACUUGAAGACAUUACGCGUGAACUGGAUGUCAUUCCAGGCUCUACCGGAAGAUAUACAAAUCGGAAGACACACUUUUGGGACUUUCACUUCCGGUACAUUAUGCGAGGAAGUAUCUUUCCCAAAGAAUUUCCCUGGCCGUCCAGAUGUGUAUGCCACGCAAGUACAUACUGUCACGCGUUUCAAGAAGGACGCUGCCACCAUAUGGGUAGAGGACAUAAAGCCGCCCUCGUUCCACGCGUGUCUUCGCGAAUUGAAGAACUUUAACGGCGCGCACGAGGCGAUUGUAGUAAGAAUGACUGAUACCGGCUUUGAGCUGUGCAUGAAAGACGGACAAAAACAUCACAAGAAGCACACGAUGAUUGAUAUACAGUACAUGGCUCUGGGAGAUCUGGACCCAUGCCUCUACGUGACCUGUGGGUUCUACGCUCAAUGCGUGGCGUUCGGUCCGGGGGACGCCUGGUGUGUGUGUGACUACACGUGUCCCUCUUACCAUGACACGUUAUGUAGCACGGCGGGUGUGACUACACGUGUCCCUCUUACCAGGACACGUUAUGUAGCACGGCGGCACGGCGGGUGUGACUACACGUGUCCCUCUUACCAGGACACGUUAUGUAGCACGGCGGGUGUGACGUAUAAAAACACGUGCCAGUACCAGAAGGCAAUUUGCCAAGCCAAGGAGAACACCCCUAUUUCGCAUGCGGGCAACUGCAGGCCCUUCAUCUUACAGCGAGGUCGUGCCCAGCUCUCUCUCGACUCCGUGGACGUCCAGUGUCAAGAGUUAUCCACGGAUUCAACCCAAUUCUACAGCUCGUUAGAAGUCCACGCCCUCCUCACGGUCAACUACGACGGCCAGGCUACUAAUGCCACCCAUGACGCAAUAACCACGUGGGUUGAGAAGAUCAGUCAUUCUAAAUUCACGACGUGCGCACUUAAGGUCGGGCGAAACGAGUACGAGGGUCUGGAGACAUUUUUAGUUAAAAUACUAUAUUUUAAACUGUUGCAGAAUAAGUUCGGUAGCCAGCCGUCCAUUCUGCUAACCGCUAAGCACACCCGGGCGGAUCUCAAACACGACUCGGCCACCCUGUGGACGGAAGAUAUCUCUGCCGGGAACUUCAAACUGUGUCUUCGCGAGUUGCAGAACUUUGACGGCGCACACAAGGACAUACGCGUGAACUGGCUUGCAUAUGAAGAUCUUCCAAGAAACUUCUUCUCGGAACACAACAAUGUGGAAUUUGCCGUCAAUUACCGCAACGUUCCAACGAUGCUGAUAAGCGCUACCCACAAUUCUACGCGGUCUGGAGCUAUUCUACCAAAGUACAACAGUAUUGCAUCAUGGGUAGAGAAUGUCGACAAGCGUGGGUUUCGCGUCUGCGUCCGGGAAUUCAACGAUGAGGGAACUUACGACCCUGUAGCAGUCAGUUGGACAACUCUACCAGGUAAUCACUAUACCUCAACAGGUAAUUUCAAUACCUCUACCAGGUAA
Nematostella vectensis (starlet sea anemone) is the source of this 1586-nucleotide messenger RNA. RefSeq lists its product as uncharacterized. The transcript is spliced from 11 exons. Lineage: Eukaryota; Metazoa; Cnidaria; Anthozoa; Actiniaria; Edwardsiidae. Gene Ontology annotation, molecular function: protein binding; collagen binding; extracellular matrix binding. The record is from RefSeq and is a predicted model, not a curated record. Gene Ontology annotation, biological process: anatomical structure development. The coding region runs from base 129 to 1586 and encodes 485 amino acids.